This is a messenger RNA of Bradysia coprophila, 970 nucleotides long. RefSeq names its product Myosin regulatory light chain sqh (gene sqh). Gene Ontology annotation, molecular function: calcium ion binding. NCBI's taxonomy places the organism in Eukaryota, Metazoa, Arthropoda, Insecta, Diptera, Sciaridae. The record is from RefSeq and is a predicted model, not a curated record.
CAGAAUACGCAAUUUUGUGGUCAACACCCAUAUGCAAUAGUUGUUGAACGAAUUUUUCAAAAAAAAACUUGGAAUUAUUUUGACGUCAUCGUCUUCAAUAAAUAAUCUGUUUCUUUGUAAUCGUUUUAAUUGUUUGUUUAAGCGAAAAUGUGUCGAAAUGACAAACUUUUUUUUGUCUUUAUUUUAUAAAAUUUUAAACAAAAUAUUAAUAAUUGGUCGACGGAAUUCAGGUUUCUUUUGUCGCUGAUAAAAUCAUCACCAUACGAAUGGCAUCCCGUAAAACAGCCGGCCGUCGUGCAACCACCAAAAAGCGUGCCCAACGCGCCACAUCCAAUGUAUUCGCUAUGUUCGAUCAGGCGCAAAUUGCCGAAUUCAAAGAAGCAUUCAACAUGAUCGAUCAAAAUCGUGAUGGAUUCAUUGAGAAAGAAGAUCUUCAUGAUAUGUUAGCGUCGCUGGGUAAGAAUCCGACCGACGAAUAUUUGGAACAGAUGAUGAACGAAGCGCCGGGUCCCAUAAAUUUCACCAUGUUUCUGACGUUGUUCGGUGAACGGUUGCAGGGUACGGAUCCGGAGGAUGUGAUAAAGAAUGCAUUCGGUUGUUUUGAUGAAGAGAAUAUGGGCUUGAUACCGGAGGAUCGACUGAGAGAACUGCUGACCACUAUGGGCGAUCGGUUUUUGGAUGAGGAUGUGGAUGAAAUGUAUCGUGAAGCACCGAUCAAAGGGGGCCUUUUCGAUUACUUGGAAUUCACUCGAAUCUUGAAGCACGGCGCUAAGGAGAAGGAUGAACAAUAGAAGCUUAACAACGAAAAAGUAAUUCCCAUUGCAUUCACACAGUAUUUACCGUAAGCGAAAACAAUAAAAGAUUCGUUCGAUAUUUCUAAGAUAACAUUGGUCCAGAGAGGUUAUAAGAAUGCAAGUUUGAUAAAAGACGUCUGUUCCGUUUGUUUUGAUAUGAGAAUAAAAUUUUGUUU